Molecule: messenger RNA, 1384 nt
Organism: Xiphophorus couchianus (Monterrey platyfish)
Lineage: Eukaryota; Metazoa; Chordata; Actinopteri; Cyprinodontiformes; Poeciliidae
Product: grancalcin-like
Exons: 8
Coding region: 119-844 (241 amino acids)
Molecular function (GO): calcium ion binding
Source: RefSeq, a predicted model, not a curated record
GGGCGGAAGUGAUGUAGAGACCCACUCUCACUUCUCGGAAGUUGUUACGCCUCGAAACAGCAGCGCUAGUUGUUACCUGAAAGCUUUAAACUUGAAGGAGUUUAUCUGGCGUAAUCAAAUGGCUUAUCCAGGAUACGGCGGGUAUGGUGGCCCCAUGCCAGGGAUGCCACAGCAAGGGAUGCCUGGAGGCCCCAUGGGAGGCCCCAUGCCCGGGCAAAUGGGCGGACACAUGGGAGGUCCGAUGGGCGGUCCGAUGGGAGGCCCAGGACCCCAGCCAGGAUACGGUUCAUACGGAGGAGCCGGCUACACAGGUGGAUACGGCGCCCCGACCCCAGCUGCCAACGAUCCGAUGUGGGGUUACUUCACCGCCAUCGCGGGGCAGGAUGGAGAGGUGGACGCAGAAGAGCUCCAGAGGUGUUUGACUCAGGCUGGAUUCACUGGAAGCUACAACCCAUUUAGCCUGGACACCUGCAGGAUCAUGAUUGCGAUGCUUGAUCGGGACUUCACGGGCAAGAUGGGCUUCAACGAGUUCAAGGAGCUGUUCGCAGCUCUGAACGGCUGGAAGCAGAACUUCAUGAUGUUCGACCAGGACCGCAGUGGAACCGUAGAACCUCACGAGAUGUCCCAGGCCAUCAACGCCAUGGGUUACCGCAUCAGUCCUCAGGGCCUGAAUGCAAUCAUAAAGCGUUACAACAAAGGAGGCAGAAUCUACUUUGACGACUACGUGGCCUGCUGCGUUAAACUGCGAACUCUAACAGACAACUUCAGACGGAGAGACACCAUGCAGCAGGGGUCAGUCACUUUCCAGUAUGAUGAUUUCAUUCUGUGCACAAUGGCCAUCUAAGCCCCGCCUCCUGCCCCACAACCAGAGGUCAGAGCGUCCAGGACGGUCAGGUCAUACCUUGAGCCGGCCAGUAUAUCAUAUCACACGGCAGGAAACAACUUCAUGUUGUAACGCUUUGGUUUGCGCUGGAUAUUUAUAAUGCAAACACAGAAACAGCAUUAUUGACAUUAGAACGGAAUUUUGGACAAUUCACUGUACUAAUCUAAUUUACCUUUACUUUGGAAUACGUAUAAUUAACCAAUGCAUAAGGAAUGUACGUACACCUCUUGUGCCAUUAUAUGCUGAAGUAUAUCUUUUUUAUAGUUAGUUAACUGUGCAUGUUGUGAAUCGUGAUUAUAGAAGAAAUUGUCCUAAAGUGGUGUUUUAAUUUAAAAUGACCAUUUUCAGCAAUGUGUAUUACAAAAGAUCUCAUUAGAUAUUUGCUAUUCAUGUUUACCAGUGAUUAUUGGUAGUGUCUGAAAUCCCGCACUCCAAGCCAAACACUCCCACUUCUGUAACAAAUUCAUAUUUUUGUUAAAAUAAACUCAUUACAAUCAUUAA